Molecule: messenger RNA, 365 nt
Organism: Thermothelomyces thermophilus ATCC 42464
Lineage: Eukaryota; Fungi; Ascomycota; Sordariomycetes; Sordariales; Chaetomiaceae
Exons: 1
Coding region: 139-348 (69 amino acids)
Source: RefSeq, a predicted model, not a curated record
AAGGAGCGUCAGCCACUAGCAUUCUUCGACUUUAGAGACGGAAAAGAAGUCCCAAUCCCCUGGUCAGCUAAGCCGUUAUCAGAAGUCAAACUCCUAUCCCCUGAACGUCCUGGGAUAUGGAUUGGCGGCGCGACUGCAAUGUCAAUUGACGACAGCGACGAUGACAGAUUUGACUUCACAGACAGUGAAGAUAGGCAGGAAGAGGAUGUCGAGUCACCAUCUCUAUCCAGGGGUAAGAAGGAGUCUCCAUAUAUGGCCAUCAUCAAGGACAUCAGGAGGUUCAAGAAGCGACGUGCCCGCAAGUCUGCAGUAGCAACGCCAGGGACAGAAGACAACAACCAUCAUUAGGAGGCUGAAAGAGAAGG